GCCUCGCAAAUCGAUCGAGCAAUAUCUUAUCCGUCAUGAGAUUUUUCGUAGUAGCUUCGUUGGCCCUUUUGGUCGGUAUUGCCGGGGCCCAAAACAUUGGAACGACGAGCGAAGUUCUGCAAAAUAUCUACUAUAGAUGCGCGGAUAGCCAGUCGAUGUUAUCCUGCGUCAAGCCUAAAGUUCUGGCUUAUCUGAGCGACGCCGUCAAGGAAGAAAGAGUUCCAAUCACGCAAGAUCUCACGAUUAUCCGUUCGCGUGAACUGCACGAGGAUGGAGCCGCAGAAGACGAUUUUGCUGAGUACAAAGGAGCGAAUCCUGCCAGGAAAGAACUCCUUCGUUCUCUCAUGCUCGAGAAAUUGGACUCUUACUUGUCUACUCACCGUCUGGAGGCUAAAUUACCCGAAGCUAUUGUUGGCUCGAACAUUGUCCCGAGAUCGCUCGUCGAUUCCGUUCCCAAGAGCCUCACCAUACCACUUUCAGACUCUUCCAACGGUCAAGGUCGUGGAUUCGUUAAGAAAGUUAUGAUUCCCUUCCUUCUUGGUCUCAAGUUCAAAGCCACUGCUUUGGUACCUCUCGCUCUGGCUCUCAUAGCUUUGAAGACAUGGAAGGCUCUCACCCUCGGUCUACUGUCGAUGGUACUCAGUGGUGCGAUGCUUAUUUUCAAGCUCACCAAACCUAAAGUUGCCUACGAAGUCGUUCAUUAUGGACACCCGCCCGUGGAACACGCUGCCCCACCGCAUUGGGACUCCGCUGGACCCAAUGGACCUUACAGCGCGUACAGAAAAUAAAAAUAUUUUCAUCAUUGACACACCAACCACUUCCGAACUGUCAUAUUAUUUAAUAUUUAUUGAAUGCUCUCUUCUUGUUCGUAU
This is a messenger RNA of Venturia canescens, 872 nucleotides long. RefSeq names its product DUF1676 domain-containing protein Osi18 (gene Osi18). Bases 36 to 788 code for a protein of 250 amino acids. Gene Ontology annotation, cellular component: membrane. Lineage: Eukaryota; Metazoa; Arthropoda; Insecta; Hymenoptera; Ichneumonidae. The record is from RefSeq and is a predicted model, not a curated record. The transcript has 3 exons.